AUUUUCCAACAUGAAGAGCUAUAGAGGUACUUAAAUUUUCAGUUUGCAUAAUGCAUACCUACCUAUUCUUUUUUUUUCAAUGCCGAAAUCCCGCAGUUGAUGUGCCAAAUCUACGUGAAUAAGAUGGGCAAGUUUUUUUUAAUAUUUAUUUUUUCGAGUUUCGCUCGAUUGAGUUAUCAAGAAGAGUAUUGUUAUGUUGAUGACCAAAACCCAUAUGUGUAUUUUUCUUCGGCAACUGCUUACUCAAAUGUGCGUUCGAUGAAUUUUGAAGCUGCGAAAAAUUGUGAACCAAUCUACACAUGGGGAUUGAUUAAGCAUGGAACGACUUAUAUGUCAAAAGAUCAAAUUGAAAGUACUGAAAAACUAUUCUCUAUUAGGGAUGAAAUUUUGAAAAAUCAUAGAGAAAAACGAGGUAAAUUAUGCCAAAAAGAUCUGAAUAAUUUAGAAAGCUGGAAUUUGAAACUGGAUAAAAAUAAAGCUGAUCAAUUAGUUACUCCUGGAAUGAUUGAUCAAAUGCAAUUCGCUCGACGUUUAAAAUCUGUAUUCAGUUCGUUAUUCAAAUCCACUGCUGAAGAAUAUUACGAAUUUCAGACGAGUUCCAGUAAAAUUACUAAAGAGGGUUCCAUCGCCUUCGUUGGAGAAAUUUUACAAAAAAAUGUCAAAGGCAAGGAUGCGAAAGAACUUGGCAUCAUUGAGAAUUCUUGGAUAAACGAAGAUGAAAAUCAAAACGCAGAUGUCGAAGAAAUGAAAAAAAUUCUCAAUUCGGAGGAAACAUCUCGAGUGAUGAAAGAAAUAAGCACCAGGCUAGGAUUUGAAAAAGUGUUACCAUUUGGACUUUUGACAUCAAUGUACGAAGUCUGCGCUUUCGAAAAUGCUUGGGGGACAGAUCCAACUCCAGCAUUUUGCGCUGCUUUUUUACGCGAUGAGCUGCAGAUGAUCGAAUACGUAUGGGAUUUGGGAAACUAUUACAGCUAUGGAUACGGUAACACAAAAAAUGACAAUUUUGGGAAACCAUUAUUCGAAGACAUGCUGAAUAAAAUUAUUGACGCUUCUGAUGGAAAAUUAACUAAAAAAGGAUCAUUCUUGUUUUCUGAGCAAUCACCCAUUAGCGCCAUUAUUAAAAAAUUGGGUUUAUACCACGAUGAGCAACCCCUUAAACAUGAUAAUUAUCAAAUUAUGACGAACAGUCGAAAAUGGAGAUCGUCGAUUAUAGAUUGUUUUUCUUCAAAUAUACUGGCAGUAGUAUACAGUUGCUCGGGAGAUAAUCACAAAAGAGUAGAAUUUUACCACAAUGAAAAUUCAAUAAAGAUACCACAAUGUGAAAAAGAUUACUGCUCGAUCAAAGAAUUAAAACAACUAAAAUCUAAAAUCAACGUGGAAGCUGCAGAGAAAAAGAACCCCGAAGAAAAAACAGACGAUAAUUCGCCGCCCAAAAGUGAUGGAAAAAACAAGGAUGAUACGCCAAAAGACAAAUAUCCCGAAGAAAAUAAAAAUAGCGAUAAAUCUCAGCCAACGAAUCCCGAUGAUGGGAACAAGAACAGAGAUAAAUCUCAACCAGGAAACACUGCAGCAGAAGAAAAAAAUCAAAAUUCUGGAGCAACCGUUAUUCUUAUUAACUUGGGGGUGUUAUGUUUAUCUUGUUGUUUCUGUUUGCUUGCGUUUUAUACUAACUACAACUAAGAGUAUUAAUGUCCAGUACCAUUUGUAUCUGAAAACGAUCUUAUUCAAACGACAA
Messenger RNA from Planococcus citri (citrus mealybug), 1735 nucleotides. RefSeq names its product multiple inositol polyphosphate phosphatase 1-like. The record is from RefSeq and is a predicted model, not a curated record. Bases 100 to 1680 code for a protein of 526 amino acids. Gene Ontology annotation, molecular function: inositol phosphate phosphatase activity; acid phosphatase activity. The transcript has 9 exons. Lineage: Eukaryota; Metazoa; Arthropoda; Insecta; Hemiptera; Pseudococcidae.